This is a messenger RNA of Fragaria vesca subsp. vesca, 1764 nucleotides long. RefSeq names its product fatty acyl-CoA reductase 3-like. Gene Ontology annotation, cellular component: intracellular membrane-bounded organelle. The transcript is spliced from 10 exons. Gene Ontology annotation, biological process: suberin biosynthetic process; long-chain fatty-acyl-CoA metabolic process. The record is from RefSeq and is a predicted model, not a curated record. NCBI's taxonomy places the organism in Eukaryota, Viridiplantae, Streptophyta, Magnoliopsida, Rosales, Rosaceae. Gene Ontology annotation, molecular function: alcohol-forming very long-chain fatty acyl-CoA reductase (NADP+) activity. The coding region runs from base 79 to 1548 and encodes 489 amino acids.
GAGUUCCCUGCUUGCUCUCUCUCUCUCUCUCUCUCUCUAGUCUCUAGCUAGCUAGCCUCCUGAGCACUCUAUUCUACAAUGGAGUCGGCGAGCAUACUUCGAUAUCUGGAGGGGAAGACCAUCUUAGUUACCGGAGGUACCGGCUUCCUGGGAAUGGUGUUUCUGGAGAAAAUACUGAGAGUUCAACCAGAUGUGCAAAAGAUCUACCUCCUUCUAAGAGCCUCGGACACCAAAUCAGCGACAAAGCGCAUGAACAAUGAGAUCAUAGGAAAGGAAUUGUUCAGAGUUUUGAAGGAGAAACGAGGGGCAGAUUUUGAUUCCUUCAUUUCGGAAAAAGUUGUUGCUCUACCGGGAGACGUCACUUCUGAAAACCUCGGAGUUAAAGACUUGAAGGUGUACAAUGAAAUACAAAUCAUAUUCAACUGUGCAGCCACCACAAACUUCGACGAAAGGUAUGAUAUCGCACUGGACGUCAACACAUUUGGGGUGCUGUAUGCAAUAGACUUUGCUAAGAAAUGCUCAAAACUAGAGAUGUUUCUCCACGUAUCAACUGCUUAUGUAUGUGGAGAGAGGGGUGGACUCUUACUGGAAGACUCAUCUUCCAUGGAUGAAAUGAUUAAGCAGAUGACCAAAUUUGAUUUUGAAGCAGUGGAAAAGAAACUUGUCAAGGAGAAACUGAAUGAACUAAAAGCACAAGGUGUUUCACAAGAAGUUAUUACAAAUACAAUGAAGGAUUUCGGCAUUGAAAGGGCUAAAGUAUAUGGAUGGCCAAACACGUAUGUAUUUACAAAAGCGAUGGGAGAAAUAUAUAUUGGACGCUUAAAACACAAUCUACCUCAUGUCAUUGUUCGUCCAACAGUCGUUACUAGCACUUACAAGGAACCAUUUCCUGGUUGGAUUCAAGGAUUCAGAACCAUUGAUAGCGUAAUUGCUAGCUAUUAUAAAGGGAAGCUGCCAUGUCUACUCGUCGACCCAAUGUUAGUUUUUGAUAUGAUUCCGGUGGACAUGCUGGUGAAUUCGAUAAUCGUAGCAAUGGCAGUGAAUGCAAAUAAAUCUUCUAGCAUCAUAUAUCAUGUAGGAACCUCACUGAGAAAUCCUAUAAAAUUCUGUGAUAUUCAUGAUAUCGUCUUCAAAUACUGCACCGAGAAUCCAUGGAUUAACAAGGAUGGCACCAUUGUUAAGGCUGGCAAGUUUACAAUGUUCAAGACUAUGGCUAGCUUUCACAUGUACAUGCAAAUUCGAUACAUGCUACCUUUGCAGGGAUUAAGGUUGGUGAAUAUAGCAUUUGGCCAAUAUUUUCAAGACUUGUAUGUCAACUAUGAUCGUAAACUCAGAUUGGUGAUGCGCUUGGUAGAGCUAUACAAACCCUACAUGUUAUUCAAGGGCAUCUUUGACGACACCAAUUCAGAAGAGUUACAAAGGAUAGCAAUAGAGACUUAUACAGACGCAGAAAUGUUCAAGUCUGAUCCGAAAUGCAUUAACUGGGAAGACUACAUUUCCAACACUCAUGUUCCUGGCCUUCGAAAACAUGUUAUGCUCAAAAAAUAAUCAAAUUAUUACGUAACUCGUAAUUUUGUCUAAACAUUUAAUUUGUAUUGUUCUCUACUCUACAAUUUAUGUGCGGAAGUCCAUGAGUAAUUGUAAUUGUAUAAUUGCAUGGUCAUAUGAAUUUGGCUUCUUCAGGACAAGAGAUUUGGACAGUAUUUGUGUUCUAAUAAUUAAUAAUCUAGCUCAUCUGAGCUUUGCAUCAAGAUCUUUGCCUUU